Parnassius mnemosyne (clouded apollo) is the source of this 1605-nucleotide messenger RNA. The record is from the annotation of a GenBank genome assembly. NCBI's taxonomy places the organism in Eukaryota, Metazoa, Arthropoda, Insecta, Lepidoptera, Papilionidae.
AUGGACUCUAUUUUCGAUCGUGCUCUUUCUGAAAUAGGGCAAGAUGGAAGAUUUCAGAAAAUGUUUGAUAUUAUUUAUAAUGUUGUGUUAUCGAUUUUGUGGACUAUGGCGUAUAUGAAUCUAAUGUUGGCGUUAAUAAUAGUUCCUUAUACUUGCCAUAUUCCAGGAAAACCUAAUGACGUCAGUGAACUUUCAUGGAGACAGUUGAAUAUUCCCGUGUACACGAAUGCUGCUGGUGAAGUUAAAUUUCAUAAUUGUCUGAUGUAUACAAAUUAUUCUCUUCAUAAUAAUACGAAAGUUUGUGACACAUAUGACUACGACAAAACUUGGUAUGAACGUACAGUUCCUACAGAGAACAAUUGGGUAUGCGAUAAAGAAUUAUACGUAGCAAAUAUUUUAGCUUCAAGCAAAAUUGGAGAACUUGUUGGAUCUAUAGCUUUUGGUUGGUACGGAGAUACAUAUGGCCGAAGACCAACUUAUAUUAUAUCACUUUUAUUAAUUAUAUUUGGACGAGCUGUGUCUUUACUAGCGGGCACAUCGUUCAUUUUAUUUGUCUUCGGAACUGUUGUAGCUGCACUUCCAUCUUGGUCUGUUCUUCAAAGUGUCACUGCUAUAUCUAUGGAGAUAUCCUCACCAACAAACCGUACUUUAACUGCGUCCUUACGAUUUGCUGGAUGGAGUGUUGGUUUGGCUGCCACGGCAUUAUUAUUUUGGUGUUUGAGAGAUUGGAAGAUAUUUUUUAUUGCCACUACCGCUACUCAAGUCCCUUUUUUACUUUUUUCUUGGAAGAUGAUAGAGUCACCUCGAUGGCUGUGGGUACAGGGUAAAACGAAGGAAUGUGUAAAAUAUUUAAAGUAUAUCGCUAAGAAAAAUAAUAAAAACCUUUCUAAAGAAACGGAAGAGGAAAUUUUAACGUAUACACCUGUUAAAAAUACUCAUGGUCUAGGAUAUUUAGCGUUGUUUUCCGGAUGGACUUUAGCAAAAAAUACUAUUUUACAGUUAAUUGCUUGGAUUUGCUAUAGUACGAGUUAUACAGUCAUUUUAAUGAGCUCUGGAGAAAAAACAGAUGGAAAUCCUUUUUUGGAAUCGGUAUGGCAGUCCUUAGCUGAAUUACCGGGGUAUUUUAUAGCUGCAUGGCUUGCGGAUCGUAUUGGUCGCAGAUACACAGGUGCGAUAUCUUUCGGCAUCACUGCAGCUAUGUGGACAGUCCUUGCACUUCGAGAAAACAGUUCUAAUGUGGUUUUUCGAAACUCAUUGGUUGGAAGUACUUUAGCGGUAAUCAACAGAAUGUCAGCUACGAUAUCGUAUUCCAUCAUCACUAUCUUUAACAUGGAGUUAUACCCGACUUGCAUACGGCAAUCGGGAAUGUCAUUAGGAAAUUUGUUUAUAAGUGCAGGUUCUGCUUUAGCUCCUUAUAUGUUAUAUUUGGGGCGUCGUUAUUCACAGCUGUCUAAUUUAAUAUUAAUUGGCAUUUCUCUUUUUGGGAUUAUUUGCAUCGUCUUACUGCCUGAGACUUUGAAUGAAAAAUUACCGGAAACAAUAGAAGAUGCUCAAGCAUUUGGCAAGAAGAAACUGAAAUACUUACCUGUAUCUAGUCAGUCAUAA